AUGGCCAAUAACACCUCUUUUCCUUGUGCCAUCAUAUUAUUAUUCUGUGUUUCCAUCUUUCUUACCAACUCAUCGCACGCAAUGCAAUCGUUUAAUGUACAAAGAUAUGGAGCUAGAGGCGAUGGGAGAACAGACGCGACCAAACCAUUUUUGACGGCUUGGUCAUUAGCAUGCGGCUCACGGGCUCAAUCAAUGGUCUACAUUCCCCGUGGAACGUACUUGGUUGGAAACAUAGUCUUUUGGGGUCCUUGCAAGAACAUUAUAACUUUCAAAGUCGAUGGAACACUCGUGGCUCCCGCAAACUAUUGGAGUAUAGGUAAUUCCGGUUAUUGGAUUCUCUUUGCUAAAGUAAACCGGAUCUUGGUUUACGGUGGCACCAUUGAUGCUAAAGGAGCUGCUUAUUGGUCUUGUAGAAAGAAAGGUGGUUAUUGUCCUCAAGGUGCAAGGUCUUUAUCAUUCAGCUGGUGCAACAAUGUUCUAUUAAGUGGGUUAACGUCAUUUAAUAGCCAGAAUAUACACAUCACAGUUCAUCAUUCUUCUAAUGUUCGGAUUCAAAACAUAAGAAUAAGGGCUCCAAGUGGAAGUCCUAACACCGACGGCAUCAUAGUCCAGUCUUCUUCAGGAGUCACCAUAAGUGGUGCAACAAUAGGGACUGGUGAUGACUGCAUUGCUCUUAAUCAAGGAGCUAAGAAUGUUUGGAUCGAACGUGUGAGCUGUGGACCCGGACAUGGAAUCAGCAUUGGGAGUCUUGGGGACUACGCUAAUGAGGAAGGUGUGCAGAAUGUAACCGUCACGAGCUCUGUUUUCACCAAGACGCAAAAUGGAGUAAGAAUAAAGACUUGGGCUAAGCCGAGCACAGGGUUUGUAAGGAAUGUGGAAUUUCGAAAUUUGGUAAUGAGGAAUGUAGAAAAUCCAGUGAUCAUCGAUCAAAACUAUUGCCCUAAUAGAAACGGUUGCUCUCGUCAGGGCUCUGGAAUAAAGAUAAGUGGAGUGACUUAUGCAAACAUAAAAGGGACAUCAACAACACCCAUAUCAAUGAAAUUGGAUUGUAGUGGGAGCAAUCCAUGCACAGGGCUUAUGUUACGAAACAUUAAUCUUACUUACCUGAGAAGAUCGUCAGCUUCUUAUUGUAGGAAUGCGCAUGGACGAUCCUCUGGAGUUUUGGUUCCAAGGAAUUGUAUGUGA
This is a messenger RNA of Capsella rubella, 1185 nucleotides long. Its product is annotated as polygalacturonase. The transcript has 4 exons. The record is from RefSeq and is a predicted model, not a curated record. Bases 1 to 1185 code for a protein of 394 amino acids. Gene Ontology annotation, molecular function: polygalacturonase activity. NCBI's taxonomy places the organism in Eukaryota, Viridiplantae, Streptophyta, Magnoliopsida, Brassicales, Brassicaceae. Gene Ontology annotation, biological process: carbohydrate metabolic process.